AUGAAUAUAAGAAGGUAUGUCUAUCAUGACGUUUUAAGGCUGGGCGAUGCUGAGAAAUUAAUGGACUGUGCUUUUGUUCAAUCUUACACCACAAACAGUGCAAAAGUGGUAUUUUUAAAUCAAAGGCCACAGACAAGGUUAUCAAGGGGCUCCGGCAACAUCUGCAUCACCUGUGACAGAGGCCUGCAAGACCCAUAUCUAUUCUGUUCUCUCUCCUGCAAGCUUCAAUACAUUCUCAGAACCGGAGAUGAGCUUUCAAGGUACAUUCACAAGCGUGAGCACAUCACUCUGCCUGAACCGGGUUUGGAAGAUGGCCAGAUGACACCUGACUCGGUUCUCGAACCGGCCUGUUCGGUGAGGACGUCGUCUGGGACUAGUGGCAGUGGUGGCACCGCCGGUGAAGUGGGCUGCCGGACAAUUGCUUGUACGGCGACAACUGAAAUUGUUAGGAAGAAACGUAGCAGUGUUUCGGCGUUUCGGGUGGCGUGUCGGCCGAUUUGUGCACCGGUUUCCGAAAUCUCCGCGGCUAUGAUGAACCGGCGGAAGGCACUCUUGAGUGAGAAGUUCUUCAACGCCUGCAUAAUUCACGAAGAAGCUAAAAAGAAUGAAAAAAACAUCUUUUGUUUGGACUGUUGCGAGAGCCUUUGCCCUCACUGCUUGACCCCUCACCGCUCUCACCGUCUUUUACAGAUAAGAAGGUAUGUCUAUCAUGACGUUUUAAGGCUGGGCGAUGCUGAGAAAUUAAUGGACUGUGCUUUUGUUCAAUCUUACACCACAAACAGUGCAAAAGUGGUAUUUUUAAAUCAAAGGCCACAGACAAGGUUAUCAAGGGGCUCCGGCAACAUCUGCAUCACCUGUGACAGAGGCCUGCAAGACCCAUAUCUAUUCUGUUCUCUCUCCUGCAAGCUUCAAUACAUUCUCAGAACCGGAGAUGAGCUUUCAAGGUACAUUCACAAGCGUGAGCACAUCACUCUGCCUGAACCGGGUUUGGAAGAUGGCCAGAUGACACCUGACUCGGUUCUCGAACCGGCCUGUUCGGUGAGGACGUCGUCUGGGACUAGUGGCAGUGGUGGCACCGCCGGUGAAGUGGGCUGCCGGACAAUUGCUUGUACGGCGACAACUGAAAUUGUUAGGAAGAAACGUAGCAGUGUUUCGGCGUUUCGGGUGGCGUGUCGGCCGAUUUGUGCACCGGUUUCCGAAAUCUCCGCGGCUAUGAUGAACCGGCGGAAGGGUACGCCUCACCGGUCUCCACUUUAUUGAUUUAUGUACGGAAGAGUGAUGAAGAGAGAGAGGGGGAGGGUUUUGGGACAUGAUUGGUAUUUUUUGGUAGUUCAAGGGCAUUAAAGGGUUAAAAAAGAGGCCUCCCAAUUUUGCAGUGUAUACACUUCUCUCUUGCUUAUCUGUUACUUUAUUCAGG
Molecule: messenger RNA, 1417 nt
Organism: Ilex paraguariensis (yerba mate)
Lineage: Eukaryota; Viridiplantae; Streptophyta; Magnoliopsida; Aquifoliales; Aquifoliaceae
Source: the annotation of a GenBank genome assembly